UUUGGGGGAGGGGAUUUUUAAACCAAACUUGAGUCUGAUUAGGAAAAAGUUUGUCGUCCUUUUUAGAAAAAAUCCAAGAGGAGAUCAGUAGCUUUAUACCUAAUUUUGUAAUUUCAUAACUUAAAUGCAUCAUGAAACAAUAUCAUUCGAAGUCAUAAGGCCUGCCUAAUCUCUCUCAGUCUCUAUGUAUAUUGUAUACCUACAUUUCUAACUAACUGCAUCUUUCAUAUUAAAACUGAAAAGCAGAAUAUAUUAUUAUAUUUGAGAUCUGUAAAUAUUAAACCAUGUUUCGUAAAACUAAUGAAUGCUAUAGAAUGAUUAAGUUCUGCACUCCAAUUACAAGGAAUUCAAAAAGUUGCAGAAAUAUAUGCAACACAUGAAAUAUUUUUCAUCAGGAGAGUCAUCGAACAAAAUUAAGAAGAUUGAAAAUGAAAUUGAAGAAGAUAAUACCGAAGAAAGUGUAUUGCAACCUGUUGCAAGAAAAAGUAUUAUUCAAAUGGAUGAAGAAGAUACAGCGGUAGAGCGCAGUGUGAAACGAAAAAUGGUUUCACAAAACACCAUGUACCAGCAGAUGUUAGCAGAGUCUGCACCUGACGAUGAAGAGGCGGUUCUGGAAUACUAUGUACGGAAAGCACAGGAACAUACAGAUUUAGUUGAUGAUGCAGAGUAUUAUGAUGUUGUUGAAGCGGAUAAACGUCUCUUUUUCAAAAUGGUUGACAUGUGGAUUCAAGAUGCAGGUGAAACUCGUAGAGGACACAGGGAGUUUGUGCAAGUUGCCCUAAAUAAUCUUGAUCGAUUCAAUGUCCAGCAUGAAUCCAAAGCGUAUUUAAAAAUACUUGAAUGUUAUCCUCAAUCAGAACAUACUGGCAUGCGAAGAGACGAGUGGUUUAAAUCGGUGUGGCAAGAUAAAAUUAUAGAUCAUGAACUUGGUGGAAGAUUAUUUAGUAUUAUGGCAAAAAACAAUGCCCUUAUUAAUGAUGAAUUUUAUAAUGCAUGCAUGAGACUUUUUGGAAAAUUCAGCCGAGCUACUGUGUCUGCCAGGCAGCUUAUUUUUUGGCAGCCUAGGUUGUCUGCAUUUGUUCCAUUUCUUAUCUCCAAACUAGAAUUAGAAAAAUUGACUCCCAUUGAAAUUGCUGUAAGAGGUUUGAGACAAGUGAAUCCUGGUAUAGAUGCUUCAUAUCGAAGAUUUGAAGUAGACUCAUCAGUUCUCAAUGAUGAAAAAUUGACUCCGGAAGCAGAAAUAGAUUGCAUAAUAAGCGUACAAACAGAUCAUCAAAGAGAAAUGCUGGAUCACCAUGAUGUAACCAAGCCACUUUUUGUAGAAGGGCCUAAUAUGGUGUACUUUCAAAAUAAAAAAAUUCAAUACUAUAUUAUGAGAACUGACCCAAUUGAAAACAAGAUCGAAAUGUCUGAACAAGAACGAGUGUUAACUGAUAAGGAAUGGUGGACCCAGUUUUAUGGUUCAGACUUUGGAACUUCCAAAAGAUUUUUCAAUAAAUCUACGCAAGAAUUAUAUUCAACUGAAAGUUUCUUGCCUAGAGUAAAAUUAGAAAGUAAAAGUUUUGUGGACUUGCAGCAGAAUGAAAUAAUUCAAGUUGAAGAUGACACUAAACCCUUUGAGGGUAAUGUAUUUGCAGUUGCUGCAACUGAUCAUAAGUCUAUUGGUGCUCUGCGGAGUUGGGUCAAGGGUUUAGAGCCUUCCAAUCCGAAGCUCUCACAAUUAACUGUAAUUUUUAAUGAAAAAGUAAAUUUUUUGUCUGAAGGUUAUAAAAUUGGCCCACAAAACAUAAAAGAUGACCACCGUGGUUGAUAGAAAUAGUAAAGGUGCAGAAAUGUAUACAUGAUCUAUGAAUAAUUGCGUAAAAAUGCGAAUAAUAUAUUUAGAAACUUUAUCAAUGUUUCUUUAUCAACUUUAUGAAACUUGGCUUUGUGCAGUUCUUCACUCCAAUACAUGGGCAGAUUUAUUCCUCAAUAGUAGGAAAAGCAAAGUCACAAAAAUCACUUAGAAGCAUAGCUCCUUUUACAUGGAUCAUGUUAAGUUUUUGUGUGUACCAUAUUCAUGUCAAAUUUUUGGUUGUUUUCGAUAAAAUUUAAUAUGUCUGAGUAUACUUUAAUUUAUUAUAUCAUCUACUUUUAGA
Styela clava is the source of this 2138-nucleotide messenger RNA. Its product is annotated as evolutionarily conserved signaling intermediate in Toll pathway, mitochondrial-like. Lineage: Eukaryota; Metazoa; Chordata; Ascidiacea; Stolidobranchia; Styelidae. Gene Ontology annotation, cellular component: mitochondrion. The record is from RefSeq and is a predicted model, not a curated record. Gene Ontology annotation, biological process: innate immune response; cell surface receptor protein serine/threonine kinase signaling pathway.